GCGCGGCCUGCAGGGGGCAGGCGAUCGCCCGGGGAAGCGGGGGCAGGACGAGGGCCCGAGCCCCAGCAGCUCCCGCUCGCUCCGCAGCUGCAGGGACCGCUCUGCGCCCGCCCGGUGCGCUCUCCUUGGCCGGUGGACUAGCGCUGCCCCGCCGCUGCCAUGUGUGCGGCUCGGACGCCGCCGCUGGCGCACAUCUUCAGAGGGACUUUCGUCCACUCCACCUGGACCUGCCCCAUGGAGGUGCUUCGCGAUCACCUCCUCGGCGUGAGCGACAGCGGCAAAAUAGUGUUUUUAGAAGAAUCAUCUCAGCAAGAAAAACUGGCCAAAGAAUGGUGCUUCAAACCAUGUGAGAUCAGAGAGCUGAGCCACCAUGAGUUCUUCAUGCCAGGCCUUGUUGAUGCACACAUCCAUGCUCCUCAGUACGCCUUUUCUGGAAGCAACGUCGACCUGCCGCUUUUGGAGUGGUUGACCAAGUACACAUUCCCUACAGAACUAAAGUUCCAGAGCACUGAGCUUGCUGAAGAAGUCUACACCAGAGUUGUCAGGAGAACACUAAAGAAUGGUACAACCACGGCUUGCUACUUUGGAACAAUUCACACUGACUCAUCCCUGCUUCUUGCGGAAAUUACAGAUAAAUUUGGACAGCGAGCAUUUGUGGGCAAAGUAUGCAUGGACAUGAAUGACACUGUUCCAGAAUACAAGGAGACCACUGAGGAAUCAGUCAAGGAGACAGAGAGAUUUGUGUCAGAGAUGCUUCAGAGGAACUACUCAAGAGUGAAACCCAUAGUGACCCCACGCUUUUCCCUUUCUUGCACGGAGACCCUGAUGAGUAAACUUGGCAACAUUGCCCAGACCCAUGAUCUGCACAUCCAGAGCCAUAUAAGUGAAAAUCGUGAAGAAGUUGAAGUUGUGAAAAACUUGUACCCUGGUUACAAAAACUAUACAGAUGUCUAUGAUAAAAACAAUCUUCUCACAAGCAAGACAGUCAUGGCACAUGGCUGCUACCUUUCUGAAGAAGAGCUUAACAUCUUCAGUGAAAGAGGAGCAUCCAUUGCACAUUGUCCCAACUCUAAUUUAUCGCUGAGCAGCGGCUUACUGAAUGUGCUUGACGUCCUGAAGUACAAAGUGAAGAUAGGGCUGGGGACAGAUGUGGCUGGUGGUUACUCCUAUUCCAUGCUUGAUGCUAUCAGAAGGGCAGUGAUGGUUUCCAACAUCCUCCUAAUUAAUAAGGUGAAUGAGAAAAGCCUCACCCUCAAAGAAGUCUUCAGACUAGCCACUCUUGGAGGAAGCCAAGCCCUUGGGCUAGAUAGUGAGAUUGGAAACUUUGAAGUUGGCAAGGAAUUUGAUGCCCUCUUGAUCAACCCCAAAGCAUCAGACUCUCCCAUUGAUCUGUUCUAUGGGGAUUUUGUUGGUGAUAUUUCCGAGGCCGUUAUCCAGAAGUUCCUCUACCUAGGAGAUGACCGGAAUAUUGAGGAGGUUUAUGUGGGUGGAAAGCAGGUGGUACCAUUCUCCAGCUCAGUGUAAGACCCUUGGGCAUCCAUGAUGUUCUCCUGGGAUGACAUGGUUCUGCAUCUUCCUUGUGCCCAGGUGCUGGUUAGAAAGUGUAUUUUUUAAAAAAAAGUACUGCGUUCUUUGGAUGGCUUCUGUUUCUUUGUCUACUUCCAGUGCUCACUUGGCAAAUUGCGCAAAGGAAGUGCACUGCUUCUCAACUCCGUUGGGAGCAUUCAUAAUUUCAUGACAGUGCCUCCUUCAGGGCUGCUUAAAUUUGUGUUAAGCUCAUGCAGAAGGCAGUGUUAACAGCUGGCGCUAUGCUUCUAAUAUUGAAGUAAAACCUUUCUGUAUAGGGAAAUACGGUGCAAAGAAAUAUCCCUAUGUUAGACAUUCUGAGCUAAGUGAAAAGUAGGAAACACUGGGUGUGCCAUGGAGUAGAUUUUUAUGAGAAGGCACAUGCUAGACUGUGAACAGAUGUUGGAAAAACCAAUGACUGUGCUUGGAAAUUAAAUCCUGAGAAUACUCAUGUAAAAAGAGAACUCACUGGAUUUUAAAAUGUGCUUCUAGGUUGACCUUAUCUAUGGAAAUUCGCACUUCAUGGAAUUUGCAUUUCAGAGAUGUGUUAUUGUUAUAAUUUGCCUUCUUUAGGGAUGAAUGUCAGAACCCGAAUGCCACAUGCUUUUCAAAUAUAGUUCUGUGCUUCAAAGUGUUUGACAGAAGUUGAGUAUUAAAGAUUUAAAGUCUCUUAGGGAUAGUAUUCAUAUAGCCACAUGGCAUAAAUAGUUAUGUUUUUGUGUACUUCAAAGUCACCUUGAUUUCUGGCUGUGUGGUGUUACAAUUGCUUCUAUUUUAUUAGAUGAGAAACAAGACCCAUGUACCGCUGCUGUGUAGACUGGGGUCUGCAUUCCUCAGAGCUGUUAACAGUAACAAGACAAGGUUCUUUGCAAUGCUGAAUCUACUCAACAUAAUGUGUAUAAUGUGUCAAUGUUGCUGUAAAGUUCACCCUCCUAUCAAUGUGCUAGAACUUAAAAGCUAAGUGCAAGUCCUUUAAAGAACUAUGGAUAAGACUCUGUAAGGCCGCUAGAUUGAAAGUACUCUUUUUUUCUAAUUUAUCAAAUUGUCGCUUGAAUUCCUUAAGAUUUUUCUGGCAUUAAAAAUCUUAGGAUAAUGAAAAGGUUGUAGAAAUCCCAUUUAGUGUUUAUAUUAGUAGGACUUACUGUACUAGACAUGAAGGAAUAUUAAACAAAAGAGGGGAUUUUAGCUUUCCUAACUAACAUAAUGUCCCUUCUUAUAACAAUUAAAACCAGAUUAUAACCACAUGGCAGAUUCUUAGGAAGCAGUGAUGUGAGUUCUACUUGAAAUACAACAUUUGUCUUCAUUUAUUCCAUGCCCUAUAAACAAUGAAAAACAGGGAAAAGGUUUUGUUAACAUAUACUUUCAUUUCCAGUGUUUAGGUGAGUUUUCAUAUUAUCUUACAACAGAAAAACCUUAGGCAAUAGAGUUAAUUCUGUGUUUUCAAGUCUGAGAGCACACAGUUCCUCUACUGCCCUGUAAACCUCAGUUUCCCAUGCUAACUUGGCAGUAAUUUCUCCAGAUCUAUUUUCUUGGUAGAAGCACUUUUCGAUUUGGUUGUGUAUACAUUGCAUCUAAAGAUUACAAGGCCAAGUAUACAAAUAUUUGGCCUUACUUAGUUUUAUUUUUAAAAAAGACAGUUUGUUUUGUGGGAUAGAAGUGAAUGCAUCCAACUUUUGGUCUUAGUCUGAAUGUCCAGUGUAUCUAGCACAUCAGCCACAUCAAAAUGAUCUGCUAAAUCCCCUGCUCCAUUUCUCUCUGAGGUUGGCAAGUGUUUUCUGCUGUAACUUUUGACUCUUGCCAAAGGAACUUAGUUACAGGGCAUCCAACCUGAAUGAUGAGGGUUGAGUAGCUUAAGCAUGUGUUGAGUAAGAGCUCUGCCAGCCAGCAGCUGCUUCCAGCCUUCGCAGAUCCCACACUCAUCUUCCUUAAGGGUGUGCAUUUUGAUAUUGAGCAUUGGCUUUUAUUUAAACUUAAGAUUCACACACAGUAAUAUAAAUAAGUGUAAUUCUGGAAGCAGGAAUAACAGUCAUUCAACACCAUCCUGUCAAGCAUCCAGAUUAGUCCUGAUAGUAUGCUAGAAGCUGAGUAACUUCUAAUAAAAACAAUGUGUUGAAGUGUUUACAUGUACCUUGAUCUCCCUGCAUCCCUUAUAACUUAUGUGUUCUAUUUUCCCAAGUGAAGUGUUCCUGAGUGUUAUGUAUGCUGUUUUAGUGCCCCACAUAUGGGGCCAGAUGUCUUGCACUUUGAAAUGUUGCCUCUGCCUAAUGUAGGUUGACUUUCUGAAUUACAGACAGGCACUAUUUCUAGCCUAUCCCAGUUGUCACUUUUUGUUGGAAUGGUUUACUCUCUUUAGAAGAAAGGGAGAAAAAAAGAGAGAGGAAAAAGGAAGGAAGUGAGGGAGGAAAGAAAGAAGUGAAAGGAAGGAAGGAAAGAAGGAAGGAAGGAAGGAAGGAAGGAAGGAAGGAAGGAAGGUAGGUUGAAGAAGUAUCCUUCUCUCCUACUCCAUUCCGCUUAUCUCAUUUCUCUAGAAUUUUUGAUGGACUUCAUUGUAGAAGGUUAAAAAGCAUUAAAAAUUAUCAUGUGUAUUAUAUUUUUAAAAUUUCUUGCAACCAAAACACAAAAGUAGGUUAAUCAAGUUGAAUUUGAUUUGGUGGGGAGCAUUGAAAAUAAGAGAUUAGGACCUGAAAUGUUGUUCUAAUCUUCUCCUGAGUCAAAGAGACUGGACUCCUCUGUUGUGUUAUCUUAGCUGGUUCUUUACUUGCACCGUCAAAGACUUUAGAAUCCAAAAGGAUAUCUACCUUCAUGCCAGGAGGGGCCCUCUCUAAAUUAAUUCUGUGAACACUGAAUCUCUUUUCUUCUUCAGUGAAAAAUUUCCAACUUCAAGGAAAGGAAAUGGUAGGAAACCCCUUCUUCACUGUUUAACUGAUUUUGAAGUGUGCCCUUGAAUAUCCCUGUUGGCAAAUGCUCUGAAAUUUUAUAGAGGAAACAUAAUGGCUGUGAGAUCUAGCAAUGUGUGGUGAUUCUUCACUCCCUACCAGAUUAUUCCUAUUUUUAAGCUUUUUCACUUUAGAAGCAGACAUAUGGAAAGCCUUCAAGGCAUGCUGGAAAGCACAUUGUAUCAGUUCCACCUUAUGUAUACAUAUGUGGAAGAUACCCAGAACUGGAUGCUUCUGGAGCUUGAUGGGCAUCUUUUAAAGUUGUUGCUGCUGCUAGAAUAUUCAAAUAUUUCAAGAGAGUUACCUUAGCUAUUUAUAGAUAGAAUGAGAAGCAUAUCAAGGGCAAUGCUUGAAAUAAUUUUUAAAUCACAGGGACUCUAUAUGACUUUUUUUAAGACCAAAAGGAGAUGUUUGCAAUUUCUAAUCUACUAGCCACUGCAGGUAUGAUGUCGCACAUUACACUUUAUAAUGUCUCCAGAGAAGGUAUGAAAAAUUUUCUAAAGACCUGGGAAGAAGCAGACAGGUGAAAAGUCACUGUGGACAAAAAAAAUUAAAAAACAAACAAAAAACAAAAACAAAAACAAAACUUGGCACUCAUUGACAUUCAUGUCUCCAAGGCUAUCCCAACCUUCCUGCCCAUUUCCAGCACUGAGUGUGAGAGAUGGAGAGUUGAAGGGUUAGUUUGUAGAUCUAGUACAAAUUUAGCGACAUGCAAAAGCCAACCAAUGAUGAAAUGGAAUGUAAAUCUUGAGCAGGCUUUCCCAGGUUACUUGAGUAACUGAUAUCAUUAUUAACCUUUGCUACUUGGCAGUGAUUUAUCUGUCUGCUUCUUACCCCAAAAGCCUAUCAGAAAGCAUUCCUGACAUUAUUGUUAACCUCUUGAUGGCUGUUCUUAAGAAUAUAUACAUAUAUGUGAAUGUAGUCAAGGGGACACCCUUCCCCCUAGUAUUUGUAUGAUUUGCUUAUUGUUACUGUACUGAGUGAACUCCUUUGUGCAUCAGGAAAAAAAUAAAUGAGAUCUUGUGUUUACAUCA
This is a messenger RNA of Peromyscus leucopus (white-footed mouse), 5536 nucleotides long. RefSeq names its product guanine deaminase (gene Gda). The transcript is spliced from 14 exons. Gene Ontology annotation, molecular function: zinc ion binding; guanine deaminase activity. The record is from RefSeq and is a predicted model, not a curated record. Bases 160 to 1524 code for a protein of 454 amino acids. Gene Ontology annotation, cellular component: cytosol. Lineage: Eukaryota; Metazoa; Chordata; Mammalia; Rodentia; Cricetidae. Gene Ontology annotation, biological process: guanine catabolic process.